Messenger RNA from Heterocephalus glaber (naked mole-rat), 2276 nucleotides. RefSeq names its product tubulin beta class I (gene Tubb). Gene Ontology annotation, cellular component: microtubule. The record is from RefSeq and is a predicted model, not a curated record. Lineage: Eukaryota; Metazoa; Chordata; Mammalia; Rodentia; Bathyergidae. Gene Ontology annotation, biological process: microtubule-based process. Gene Ontology annotation, molecular function: GTPase activity; structural constituent of cytoskeleton; GTP binding.
CCCCUGAGCUCUGCCUCUCAGAAUCUUCCUGCCGUCGUGUUCGGAUCUCGCUGCUCCAGCCUCCGGCGCACGUUCCAUUCUUCCAGCUCGCGACCAGCAAAGGAAAAAAGCCCACAUAUUUUCUUGCUCUGUACAUUCCUGGAGGCGAGCAAAAGUAGUUAAUUUUAACCAUGAGGGAAAUCGUGCACAUCCAGGCCGGUCAAUGUGGCAACCAGAUCGGUGCCAAGUUCUGGGAGGUGAUCAGCGAUGAGCACGGCAUCGACCCCACCGGGACCUACCACGGGGACAGUGACCUGCAGCUGGACCGAAUUUCCGUGUACUACAAUGAAGCCACAGGUGGCAAGUACGUUCCUCGCGCUAUUUUGGUGGAUCUGGAACCUGGGACCAUGGACUCUGUUCGCUCUGGUCCUUUUGGCCAGAUCUUCAGACCAGACAACUUUGUUUUUGGUCAGUCUGGGGCAGGCAACAACUGGGCGAAGGGCCACUACACAGAGGGGGCUGAGCUGGUGGACUCAGUCCUGGACGUGGUGCGGAAGGAGGCAGAGAGUUGCGACUGCCUGCAGGGCUUCCAGCUGACCCACUCGCUGGGGGGCGGCACAGGCUCCGGCAUGGGCACCCUGCUUAUCAGCAAGAUCCGCGAGGAGUACCCCGACCGCAUCAUGAACACCUUCAGUGUGGUGCCCUCGCCCAAAGUGUCCGACACCGUGGUCGAGCCCUACAACGCCACCCUCUCCGUGCACCAGCUGGUGGAGAACACCGACGAGACCUACUGCAUUGACAACGAGGCGCUGUACGACAUCUGCUUCCGCACCCUCAAGCUGACCACACCCACCUAUGGGGACCUCAACCACCUCGUCUCUGCCACCAUGAGCGGCGUCACCACCUGCCUGCGCUUCCCCGGCCAGCUCAAUGCCGACCUCCGCAAGCUGGCUGUCAACAUGGUGCCCUUCCCGCGUCUCCACUUCUUCAUGCCUGGCUUUGCGCCCCUCACCAGCCGAGGAAGCCAGCAGUACCGCGCCCUCACGGUGCCUGAGCUCACCCAGCAGGUCUUCGAUGCCAAGAACAUGAUGGCCGCCUGUGACCCGCGCCACGGCCGCUACCUGACCGUGGCUGCCGUCUUCCGGGGCCGCAUGUCCAUGAAGGAGGUGGAUGAGCAGAUGCUGAAUGUGCAGAACAAGAACAGCAGCUACUUCGUGGAGUGGAUCCCCAACAACGUGAAGACGGCCGUGUGCGACAUCCCGCCCCGCGGCCUGAAGAUGGCCGUGACCUUCAUUGGCAACAGCACGGCCAUCCAGGAGCUGUUCAAGCGCAUCUCGGAGCAGUUCACGGCCAUGUUCCGGCGCAAGGCCUUCCUGCACUGGUACACGGGCGAGGGCAUGGACGAGAUGGAGUUCACCGAGGCCGAGAGCAACAUGAACGACCUGGUGUCCGAGUACCAGCAGUACCAGGACGCCACGGCCGAGGAGGAAGAGGAUUUCGGGGAGGAGGCCGAAGAGGAGGCCUAGGCCGGAGUCCCCUCACCUCAGGCCCCUCACCUGCCCCUUACCUUCACCAUUUGUUUGCUGCCUCUUUGUUUUGGGGGUUGUAGAACAGCGCCUGGCACAGAGUAGGCACUCAAUAAAUACUUGUUUGUUGGAUGUCUCCUCUUUCUCUCUGCUCUGGCAGUGCUAGAUUUCUGUCAUUGUAGGUGAGCUUGUAUUUUCUGCUGGCACCCACUUCUCACUGUCCAGUUAAUAUAUCUGACUUCAGAAUAAUUCUCAUUUAGAACCAGCCAGGUGCUGAAAACCCAUAUAACGUCCACCGUCCUGAGACCAAGGGAAAGGUACAGUAGAGGUCAGUACGAGAAGGAUGGCGUUUCCAUUCUGGGGCAGUGUGGGAAGGGGGGAGUCCCCGCUUCCACGUCCAUUUAGUCCCUGUCUCAGCUUCAAGAGGGGUGAACAGUAUUCUCUCCACUUACCUCCCUCUUGGCUGUCCAGAGCUCCCCUUUCCCUUUGGAGGGGAAGCCUGCCGGUGCCCCUAAGCCUCCGGGAAGCCUUCCCAUCCCCAUGGAGCAUGCGAGUCGUGCAAGGUGCACAUGGCCACCUUCCUGUCCGGGUCACUCCCCAGAUGGCCAAGGAAGCCCCCCUCUUUACAUAUCUCAUCUCUUGCUAUUUCCCCCACUCUUGAUUUUUGUCCUGUCCUCCACUCAGAUUUCUAUUUUGUGUUGAACUUGCUUUUUUUCAUAUUGAAAAGACAACAUUGCCCCAAGAGCCAAAAAUAAAUGGGAAUUCAAAAAA